AUGCGACCACUGCGACGCUCAUCGCGAAAUCGCAGCGGCGCGUCGGCUGGCGUCCCGUCGUCGGCGAGCCCGCUGUUGACGGCGGCAUGGCUCCUCGCAGCGGCAUUUCUGUGGACCUCCGGCGCUCGCGCGCAGGGAGUCGCGGUGGACUCGGCCGACUGGACGACGCUGGUCGCGCUGCGGGACGACAUGUCGUUUCUGGUGCCCACGAGGAGUCCCAAGGUCUACUGGACGGCGCCUGACAGCUGCGACAGCCUGUUUGGCGUCAUGUGUGACGGGGACGGCAACGUAGUCUCCCUUUCUAUCUCAGGGAAUCUCACCUCCCUGCCUGUUGAGCUCAGCAGCCUCUCCCUUCUCACUGUUCUCAACCUAGAGUUGAACCAGCUGUCUGGCAGCCUUCCCUCCGGCAUAUCUGCCCUCUCCUCCCUCAGCGACCUGGCACUCUCGUCUAACAAGGUCGCUCUCGUCCAAUCAGGUGACGGGCGCCAUUCCACCUGCCAUUUCGACCCUCAAACUUUUGAGAACCCUGUGAGGCGCGAGGCAGGGAGGAGAGGGGGAUGGGGGGAUGGGAGAGGAGAGGGAUGGGAGAGGAGAGGGAUGGGAGAGGAGAGGGAUGGGAGGAGCGAGGGAUUGGAGGAGCGAGGGAUUGGAGGAGCGAUGGAUGGGAGAUGA
Closterium sp. NIES-65 is the source of this 672-nucleotide messenger RNA. The record is from the annotation of a GenBank genome assembly. NCBI's taxonomy places the organism in Eukaryota, Viridiplantae, Streptophyta, Zygnematophyceae, Desmidiales, Closteriaceae.